AUGUUCAAGAAGGUGAAGAGUUUCCAGAUGGUUUUCAGCGAGCCCGAGAAGGUUUAUUGCAGCGGGGAGAAGGUGGCCGGGCGGGUGCUGGUGGAGGUGGCCGAGGUGACCCGAGUCAGCGCCGUCAAGGUCCUGGCUUGUGGGGUGGCCAAAGGCAACUGGGCCAAGGGGCCCCAGCACUGCAGGCAGGAGAUGGAAUAUCUGCGCUUCGAGGACGUGCUGAGCCUGGAGGAGCAGCCCACGGAUGAGGAUGGUUCUGUCAUCCUGAGACCCGGCAACAAGUACGAGUACAAGUUCGGAUUCGAGCUUCCCCAGGGGCCUCUGGGCACCACCUUCAAGGGGAAGUAUGGGUGUGUGGAUUACUGGGUGAAGGCUUUUCUGGAGCGUCCGACCUUCCCGGCACAGGUGGUGAAGAAACGCUUUGAGGUGAUGGAUCCCGUGGAUGUGAACACCCCGGAGCUGCUGUCCCCAGUUGCUGCCAAGAAGGAGAAGAAGGUCUCGUGCAUGUUCAUCCCCGACGGGCGCGUCUCGGUCAGCGCCCAGAUCGACAGGAAAGGGUUUUGUGAAGGCGAUGAGAUCUGCAUCAACGCCGACUUUGAGAACACUUGUUCCCGCAUCGUGGUGCCCAAGGCGGCCAUCGUGGCCAAGCACACCUACCUGGCCAACGGGCAGACCAAGGUCUUCUCCCAGAAACUCUCCUGCGUCCGUGGCAACCACAUCAUCUCGGGAAUGUCCGACUCCUGGCGCGGGAAAACCAUCCGUGUCAAGAAGCUCAAACCCUCCAUCCUGGGCUGCAACAUCCUGCGUGUGGAGUAUUUCCUGCAGAUCUACGUGAGUGUCCCGGGCUCCAAGAAGAUCAUCUUGGAGCUGCCCCUGGUGAUCGGGAGCCGCUCGGGCAUCAGCAGCCGCAGCUCCAGCAUGGCCAGUCAGACCAGCUCCGAGAUGAGCUGGGUGGAUCUCAACCUCCCUGACGCUCCAGAAGCUCCUCCCUGCUACCUGGACAUUGUCCCUGAAGACCAUCGUCUGGAGAGCCCGACCACCCCCCUCCUGGAGGACCCCGACAGCUUCGACAGCCCCAUCUUCAUGUACGCGCCCGAGUUCAAGUUCAUGCCUCCCCCCACCUACACGGAGGUGAGCAUCUCCAGAGGGGGAAAUUCCCAGG
Molecule: messenger RNA, 1162 nt
Organism: Chaetura pelagica (chimney swift)
Lineage: Eukaryota; Metazoa; Chordata; Aves; Apodiformes; Apodidae
Gene: TXNIP
Product: thioredoxin interacting protein
Exons: 7
Biological process (GO): protein transport
Cellular component (GO): cytoplasm
Molecular function (GO): ubiquitin protein ligase binding
Source: RefSeq, a predicted model, not a curated record